Messenger RNA from Sorghum bicolor (sorghum), 387 nucleotides. RefSeq names its product anthocyanin regulatory Lc protein-like. Lineage: Eukaryota; Viridiplantae; Streptophyta; Magnoliopsida; Poales; Poaceae. The record is from RefSeq and is a predicted model, not a curated record. The transcript is spliced from 3 exons. Bases 1 to 387 code for a protein of 128 amino acids.
AUGCUGACGUGGACGGAUGGGUUCUACAACGGCGAGGUAAAGACGAGGAAGAUCUCCAACUCUGUGAAGCUGACAGCUGACCAGCUCGUCAUGCAGAGGAGCGAACAGCUCCGGCAGCUGUACGAGGCCCUCCUCUCCGGCGAGUGCGACCGUCGCGCAGCGCCGGCACGGCCGGUCGGCUCGCUGUCGCCGGAGGACCUCGGUGACACCGAGUGGUACUACGUGAUCUGCAUGACCUACGCCUUCCGGCCUGGCCAAGGGUUGCCGGGCAGGAGUUUUGCGAGCAACGAGCAUGUCUGGCUGCGCAACGCGCACCUCGCCGACAGCAAAGCCUUCCCCCGCGCGCUCCUGGCCAAGUCGAUUGCGAUCUUUGUUGAAUCAUCAUGA